GUGGCUGGAUCUGACCGUGGCUGGCUUUCCCAGGGGUGUCUGGACGGAAACCAGGCUCCUUUGGUGCCAUGACCCUGGAAGUUUGGGAAGGUGUUUUGUUAAAAUUCCUGUGGAAACAAAAUAUAAUUUCAUAAGGAAAUAAUGGAUGGAGAAGAGAAAACAUACGGCGGGUGUGAGGGCCCGGAUGCUAUGUAUGUGAAAUUGAUAUCUUCCGAUGGUCAUGAAUUUAUUGUAAAAAGAGAGCAUGCUUUAACAUCAGGAACAAUAAAAGCCAUGUUAAGUGGCCCAGGUCAGUUUGCUGAAAAUGAAACCAAUGAAGUUAAUUUUAGAGAAAUUCCAUCACAUGUGCUAUCAAAAGUAUGCAUGUAUUUUACCUACAAGGUUCGCUACACUAACAGCUCUACAGAGAUUCCUGAAUUCCCAAUUGCACCUGAAAUUGCACUGGAAUUGCUGAUGGCUGCGAACUUCCUAGAUUGUUAAAUAAAAUAAAUUAUAAUAAACUGUUAACUUUUUCAGUAUUUAAUACCUGUAGUUCAGUUAGUAACUUUUUUCAUAUAGCAUGUUGUGUAUUGGGGGGUGGUGGUGGUUGAGAACUGUAAAGUUCAUUGCAAAGCAGAUACCUUCAGUCCUUUCUUUUGCAUAGCAAUCAAGAGUUGAAAUUUGUUUUGCAACUUAAGUAAAAUAAGGACAUUUUCACUAAAUGAGAAAUAAACAAAUAUGCCAAUUAGUAGAUGGCUAUGCCUUAUCCUUUAGAUGCGAUUUUAAAUAUUAGAACAAUGAUUAUAGUAAGUAUUGAAAUUUAGGCAAAUACUACAGGUUUAUACUGGCUAAGUAUUUUUAGGGGUUUUGUUUUUUGUUAUUUUUGGACAGGUGGGAUUAACUUGAACCUACCAUAUCAUAGCUGUCUAGCAUUAUUAGUUAUGCAACUAUUUUGCAUUGUCAACUUGUGUUUAUAAAUAUGGCUUGGCCAAAACAUUAAUUUUUUAAUAACUCUUGAAUACAUAAGAAUUGAUCUUACGUGUCUUUUGAUAAAUUGCAGUCGUGUUAGCAUAUCAAAGUGUAUCUGCAUAUCUGUUUUUGUCAUACAGCCUAAGUGAUAAUUUUCUUUUAAACCAUUAUGGAAGAUUGUUAGGUUUAGCUUUUGCAGUAGUGAAUUUUUAAGAACUUUAGCCAAGCUGUCAAUAAGUAACCACAGUACUAGAUGGCUUUGGCUCUGAAAACUUAGGGAUAGUCAUACAAUAUCCUUCUUGAACAAUCCAAAGUACUGUACUUAAUCAUCUAGCUAAGAAAGCUUCCUUUUGCAAUUUACUUUUCACUUACUACAUUAAUAAAUAAUUACUUAAGGGUAUUAAAAUAAAAUCAUGGCAAAAUUUAUCCACCCCCACCCCCCCAAAAAAAACCUAGAAUUGAACCAAAAAAAGCAAUUCAUGGUAAGAACCUGGCAUAAAGCGCCUUAAUGCUUUGUGGGUUGUUUUAUUGAUGGUCAGAUCAUGUCUUCUUUGUAUGUAGUGGCUAUAUAGAGCAUUGCUGAUAUUAAGGAACAAAGCCUAUAUAUUAUAACAGGAGUAAUGACUACACCAGUGUAAUAAGGCUUUUACUUAAUGAAAAUGGACAUUAACCUUUAGGAUUAUGAAGGACAAAUAAAAACUUAAGUCAGGGUCUCUCUUUCCUAGGUAUGGAGUCAAGAACAUGAAGGUUGAGUUUCAGCUUCCUACUUUUCAAAUAGCAGAGAAUUAGUUAUGUAAAUUUAAAUACUGGUGACUAGAUUCUUUUAAUUCACUCCACAAAUUACCGAGAAAAAAAAUUAAUCAGCAAACUUAAUCAUUUUGUUCUUAAUCUUGAUUGAAAACAGUUGUUAUAUCUGUUUUAGUAAUUCAUUAAGACAAACUCUGGUUCAUAUACACAGUACUGAAGUAUUUACUAGUGUUUGCUUAUCAAGUGCAGGGAUUUUUAAUGCUAGAUGGUGACAAAAAUACCAAUUAUGUACAGAUAUGAUCUUAUAGGUCAAGAUGGUAGCAGAAACUACAUUUCUAAUGGGCUCUGUCCUAGUAGGUUACCUUUUUAACUCAUGGCUACAUUUGAACACAUCACAAAAUACUAAAAUUGGUGUCCACAGUUUAGUAUGGCUAGAAUUCAGAUAAGGAGAGAUUAUGCAUUUCAAAAGUGGUACUGCAUGAUAAGUGAGAAUAUUUACUAAAGAAUAUGAAAUAUUUUGUAUUACAUAUGUAGUCUGGGCUUAUUUUCAAAAGCACUAAAUCCCUCAGUUCGUUGUUUUAAUUUUCACAUUAGACAUUUUCAGUCAUCGUAUUCUUGUUUACCCAGAAUGAUUAGAAAUCACUUAUUUGGUUUAAUUUAAGAGAUUUUAAUAGUUUAUAUCAUAUUCAAGUCUAUAAUUGUUUCUGAAAUUGAUAUUAGCUUAUUUUUGAAAUUCCAUUUAAAACCCUACCCUAGUCUUUUUUUCUACGUUGUAGCAUUUGCAGCACAUAGGAUUCUAUUAUAAAUAAAAUCCUUUAAAGCAACAUCUGCCUAUGUUUCAUUGUCCCCUGGAUAUCUAAAUUAAGUAUUUUAGUUUGUGAGUUUGGGUGUGUUGUGCAGAAAUCGGUAAAUGAGCAUCACACAGGUGACAGAAUCUCUGAAUACCAACACUGCUGAAAAAUACAAUUUAUAAGCAGUUCAACUCAAAGGAUAGUGGAUAGAGAGCUGGCCUCUAAGCCAGAAGACUUGGGUUUAAGACCCACCUUGCACACAUGGCAGCUGUGUGACCUGGGACAAGUUGCAAUCUGUCAAUACUCUAGGCUACUCUCUAAGACCAUAAGUUACAGAGAAAGUGCCAGCCUUCAUCGGUAGAGGGGAAUUUCCUUACUUAGAAGUUUUCUACCAACAAAAUUGGGUCCAGUCCCUAUUGCAUCACCUAAACAGCUCAUGCUAGUGGGUAGACAUCAGUCUAUUUAUACCCUUAGUAUGUAUGUGUUUUGUCCUAAAUUAAGGUUUAACUUUAUGAUCCUGUCAGAAAAAGUCAUUUUUUAAAAUUGAUUAUAAGACGGGAAGGUCAACUAAUUACAGAAAUUUAUGUCCAGAAAGAAGUAGGAAAUGCUAGAAACUUAAUACAGUCUAAGUUAACAGGCUCAAAGUGUUGUAUUUAAACUUAUACACUGUGAUGAGCUCAAAUUGUCCAUAUCCAAUUUUGAAGUUGGAGUUGAAAAUUUUAAUGCUUGAUAAUCAUUAGAGGGGCAGUUGAUUAUGGAAUUUUAUUUGACAUGUAUAAAUCUAGUUUAAUUUUAAGACCACACAACUUUGUAACUUGUUAUGACUAAAUUAAACUGAUUUAUAGAAAACCUAAUGGUUUGUUAAUUUGAACAAAUAAAGAUUUGGAUCAUUUGAUCAAGUGAUAUGGUGUAAAGAAAGCUGGAAUGAAGUCAGGACUCUAGCCUAAGAUUUUUUAGGGCUAGUCAGCUGCAUAAUGGUAGUGGUAUUUGGUAAUGUAUUAAGUUAACUAUGCCCCUUGUAACUUUCCAUUCUCAAUGUGGUGAUGCCCCUCCCCUACAAUCUGUGUACCCCAUGCCUUUAUUUCUUCAGUAAACAAGCCAUUAGGUUCAAUGUGUGUAUAUGUCAUGCUAUAUGUUUGUAAAUCCAAGUUUGUAGUAGUAUAAUUAUUUUUAUUCUGAUCACUUGAAAGUGACAUAAAGUGGACCUCAUUAGUGAAACUUUAAUUACACCCUUCUUGCUUCAUUUUCAUAAUUAGACAUUAAAUUUUGAAUGGUCGUUACUAGAUAGAUUAAAGUGUAAAAUCCUUAGAACAAUUUUGCUUACUGUUUUCCAAUUUCAACUCCAUGUGUAACAGUUAACUUCAUCCUGUUAUCAUUAGUCACUGCGUUGUAAAGGAGUAGUUUGCGUGCUGUGUCACACCGUUAUUUGUAAUGUCUGCUCAGCUUUAAACCAAUUUUUCCUUUUCAAUUUAGCAGCUAAUUUUUAUGCUUUUGUAACAAACUGGACCACUUCAUUUCCACCCUCUUUUCUUGUGUGUGCCUCUAAUUGAAAACAAAAAGAUAAAGUGUAUACUUCUAGAUCCUCACUUCAACCUCCAGACACCUUCCCCUAAAUACCAUCCCCUCUUUUUAAUUGGGAAAUAUUAAAAUGUGCUUAGAAAUAGAACCAUAUAAAUUAUCCUACUGUAAGCAAGAGUUUUGUAUAUUUAUCAAAAAUAAUGUUUAUUAGGAUUUUCUUUUAUAGGGACAAAUAAGCCACAAGUACAUCUGAAUUAGAUUUUUUUUUCUCCUGAAAAACUUCCUAUUUGAUGACAACCCAUACUAAUCUGUGAACUUGUGUUACACUUGACUUAAACAUUUUGUAUGCUGAAGACCUCUCUAUGGCAGGGUGUUAAUUCUAAGUUAUGAUUUAUAAUUAUUUAGAGAAGCUUAUGUGGUUGGUCUGGUUAAGAUAGCCAAGAGAAAAUUUAAAUGCAGGUAACUUUUUAUUCAAUAAAGAUCUUUUAAAACCUUAA
This is a messenger RNA of Phascolarctos cinereus (koala), 4501 nucleotides long. It is a transcript of the gene ELOC, whose product is annotated as elongin C. The record is from RefSeq and is a predicted model, not a curated record. NCBI's taxonomy places the organism in Eukaryota, Metazoa, Chordata, Mammalia, Diprotodontia, Phascolarctidae. Gene Ontology annotation, biological process: ubiquitin-dependent protein catabolic process.